AAAAAAGAGAGAAAAGCAAGACGCCAUAGCUUGGAGAUUAACUUCGCGAGCGCGCGCGCGGCUUCCAGGUUUCUUGGAGGAAGAGAGGUCUAGCCUAGGUUUAGUUCGAUCAAUUGCUCUCCAGUCUCUCCUCAGAGGCUAGGUUUCCAUUCCAUUCGUGUGAUCGAUCGAUCGAAAUAUUUUGGAGAGAUGGCAGAGGCCGAGGUUCCCGUAGGGACGGCGGAGGCGAAGGAAAUCCCCGAGGCGGAGCCGGAAGCAGUGGAUCCUCCUGCGGCCGGAGAGGAGAAAUCCAGCGGCGAGGGCGAGCAAGGCGCUGGCGAUGGCGAGGAUGCGUCGGCCAAGGGAGAGAAGCCGAAGAAAGGAAGGAAGAAAGGGAAGAAGGCCGCGGCCACUCCUCGGAAGAAGGCAGCGGCGAGCACAGCGGCCGCUAAGGCGCCAGUAGCGGCGAAGGCGAAGAGCAAUCCCAAGCCGAGGGCGGCGAGAGCGCAAUCCACACAUCCGCCAUAUCUCGAGAUGAUAAUGGAGGCCAUCUCGACGCUCAAGGAGAGGGGUGGAUCCAGCCAGUACGCCAUCGCCAAGUUUCUCGAUGACAAUUACGAGCUCCCCCCGACUUACAAGAAGACGCUGCUCAUCCAGCUCCGGAACCUCACCGAGAAGGGCAAGCUCACGAAGAUCAAAGGCUCCUUCAAGGUUGGAUCGGGCGUUCCAAAGCCAGCUCCAGCGGAGGCAGCGCCAGCUCCCAAGCCGAAGGUCGCGGCCGCUGCCAAGAAGAAACCAUCCGAGACAAAGGAGAAGAAGGUGGCGAAGGUUAGUGGUGCUUCCAAGGCCAGGAAGCCCAAAGCUGUAGCUUCUCCGAGGAAGCAGCAGCCGAUGAGGAAAGGCAAAGCUGUAGCUUCCACCUCUUCCCCCACUCCGGCAUCCCUCAAGGCGAGCAAGGUGAUCAAGAAGAAACCAGUUGCGAAGAAGGCAGCUGCGGCGAAGUCAGUGACGAGAAGGGGAUCAUCGGCAGCAGCGGCGGCGGCGGCUUCAUCGUCGGAUCAGCCAGCGCUCGCCUCGACAGUGGCAUCCAAGAAGCGAGCAGCGUCGAGCUCCGCCGCCAAGAAGGUGGCCUCUCCCGCGAAGAAGCAGAAGGUUGCUGCUGCCAAAAAGGCCAAGACGAGCCCGGCCAAGGCCAAAUCUCCCGCGAAGAAGGUCGCGACGCGGGCAUCCAAAUCGAAAGCCGUGCCGGCAGCGGCCAAGGCGAAGAAGGCCGGCGCUCCGAAGAAGGUUGCAAAGAAAGUUGGAUCGCCCGCCAAGAAAGCUGCGAGGAAGGCAGCCAAGUAGGAGAUCAUCGAAGCGAUACGAUCAGUCGACGAUCCGAUAGAUACUCAACAUCAACUCUAGACAACACCAAAGAUGAAUCAACAACACCAACACUCCCAGCAUCAAUCAAUCAACCAAUCAAGCAGUCAUCCAUCCAGCGAAGAUCCAAACACGAGAUGGAACGAAAAAGUGGAAGGUGGUCCGGCUUUUGUCUCGUUCUCUUCAUUUCUGGCUUGCUUUUCUUCUGUUCUUUCUUUUUUUCUUCUUGUAGCUGCUGCUGCGGUGGCUCGACGUACUACCGGGGAGUUUUAGAGGACUGGAUUGCAAUCCAAAUUAUCCAAUCCAUCCCUGGACUCCUCAGGGGUACUAUACAUAUGAAAGAGAGAUUAAGAAACCAUGUACACUUAGCAGCAUUGUGUGUAAAAUUAAUUACCACGAUUGGAAUUCCUUAUACUUC
Selaginella moellendorffii is the source of this 1759-nucleotide messenger RNA. Its product is annotated as histone H1.2. Gene Ontology annotation, molecular function: double-stranded DNA binding; nucleosomal DNA binding; structural constituent of chromatin. Gene Ontology annotation, biological process: nucleosome assembly; chromosome condensation; negative regulation of DNA recombination. The transcript has 2 exons. Gene Ontology annotation, cellular component: nucleosome; nucleus. The coding region runs from base 190 to 1323 and encodes 377 amino acids. The record is from RefSeq and is a predicted model, not a curated record. NCBI's taxonomy places the organism in Eukaryota, Viridiplantae, Streptophyta, Lycopodiopsida, Selaginellales, Selaginellaceae.